Messenger RNA from Tarenaya hassleriana, 2290 nucleotides. Its product is annotated as CBL-interacting serine/threonine-protein kinase 23. Gene Ontology annotation, biological process: protein phosphorylation; signal transduction. Gene Ontology annotation, molecular function: protein kinase activity; ATP binding. The transcript is spliced from 15 exons. The coding region runs from base 448 to 1845 and encodes 465 amino acids. The record is from RefSeq and is a predicted model, not a curated record. NCBI's taxonomy places the organism in Eukaryota, Viridiplantae, Streptophyta, Magnoliopsida, Brassicales, Cleomaceae.
CUCUCUCUCUCUCUCUCUCUCUCUCUCUCUCUCGCUCGGCGUCGAUUUCUCGCAGGAAUCCGCCGGGAAAAAGUUUCCGAUUUUACGAAACUCUCGAUCAUCGUCGUCGGAUUUUCAUUGGCUUGGUGAUUUUUAUCGGUUUAUUUUCUCAUCGGAUUCGGCGGACUUGAUGCGUCGUGUUCUUCGCUCGUCAGGAAUUUUCUCCGCACGCGAUAUUUGAAUUUGAAUUUGUUCCGGCUUCUGGGUCUCCGAUUCUAGGGUUUUUUCUGGGCACCUUCUUCAGUUAUCUGGGUAUUUGUAGAUCUCCACCAGCAAGAUGAGUGUUGCUAAAUCUCAGGUUUGGCAACCAUGCAAGAAGAAGAGGUUGUGAACGCUAAAAAGAGAUCGAUCGCCACUGUAAUCUGAGGAGGAGAAGAACAGCUGAGAAUCUACAGACGAGAGCAAGAGAUGGCUUCUCGGUCGGGAUCUGCGAGCAAUUCGGGAAAUCUGGGCAGGACAAGAGUCGGAAAGUACGAGCUCGGAAGGACACUCGGCGAAGGGACCUUCGCGAAGGUUAAGUUCGCGAGGAACGUCGAAACGGGAGAGAACGUCGCCAUCAAGAUCAUUGACAAAGAGAAGGUCAUGAAGAAUAAGAUGAUCGCUCAGAUUAAACGUGAGAUCUCGACCAUGAAACUGAUCAAGCACCCGAAUGUGAUCCGUAUGUACGAGGUGAUGGCAAGCAAAACCAAAAUAUACUUUGUUUUGGAAUUCGUGACCGGUGGUGAGCUUUUCGACAAAAUUUCAAGUAAAGGGAGGUUGAAGGAGGACGAGGCAAGAAAAUACUUUCAGCAGCUUAUUAACGCAGUUGACUAUUGCCAUAGCAGAGGAGUUUAUCAUAGAGAUCUUAAGCCGGAGAAUUUGCUUCUUGAUGCAAAUGGAGCUCUUAAAGUGUCUGAUUUUGGGUUGAGUGCUCUACCUCAGCAAGUUCGGGAGGAUGGACUGCUUCACACAACUUGUGGAACUCCAAACUAUGUUGCUCCUGAGGUUAUCAACAACAAGGGAUAUGAUGGAGCCAAGGCUGAUUUGUGGUCGUGUGGUGUGAUUCUUUUUGUCCUAAUGGCCGGUUAUUUACCUUUCGAAGAUCCUAAUCUCAUGUCAUUAUAUAAAAAGAUAUUUAAGGCGGACUUUACUUGUCCCCCCUGGUUCUCUACAAGUGCUAAGAAGUUGAUCAAACGGAUCCUUGACCCGAAUCCAGCAACGAGGAUCAAAUUUGCUGAAGUCAUUGAAAAUGAGUGGUUUAAGAAAGGAUACAAGGCACCUGCAUUUGAGCAUGCUGAUGUCAGCCUCGAUGACGUUGAUGCAAUUUUUGACGAAUCUGGGGAUUCUAGGAAUCUUGUUGUGGAGAGAAGAGAAGUAGGAGCUUCGGCACCCGUAUCUAUGAAUGCCUUUGAGCUGAUCUCAACUUCUCAGGGUCUCAAUCUCGGUACUCUUUUCGAGAAACAAAUGGGGCUUGUUAAACGCAAAACGAGAUUUACCUCCAAAUGCAAUGCUAAUGAUAUAAUCUCAAAAAUUGAGGCAGCUGCUGCACCUUUGGGGUUUGAUGUUAAGAAAAAUAACUACAAGAUGAAACUCUUAGGGGAGAAGGAAGGACGCAAGGGUCAUUUAGCAGUGGCCACUGAGGUAUUUCAAGUGGCACCGUCACUUUAUAUGGUUGAAGUCCGAAAAUCCGGUGGUGACACCUUGGAAUUUCACAAGUUUUACAAGACCCUUACCGCGGGGCUGAAAGACAUUGUCUGGAAAACAAUAGACGAAGAAAAAGAGGAAGGCAGCGAUGGUGGCACUGCCAUGGCCGUAGCUUCUUCUUAAGAGUAUGAACGCUCGUUUUCUUCUUGAUUUUCUCGGUUCAAAAUGCUCGGUAUUCGUCUUCAUUCUUGAUUUUUUCUCGGUUCAGAACACUCGGUUAUGGUUGUCCGGUGAUAUGGUCUUGGAAAUUAUACAGGAAAAAAGAUUUGCAAGUUUUUUUUCGUCUUUUGUUGUGGGGGUUGGUGGUUCCAUGGAACUGUUGUGAAACUGUGAAUACCGACAACAUGUUGCAGGGAUGAGAAUAUGAAGUGGGAACUGUGUGUGUGUUGCCAUUGGAGCAGAGCUUCGUUGUCUGGAUUGGAUUCAGACAUUUGAUUCUGUUUUUUCAGUUUUAGUUUUCAACAGACUUAUGUCUUCUUCUUCUCGGAUUCAGGAUGCAGUAGUGGCGAUUGUGUGGAUAUUAUUAUUGUACAUGUACGGGGGACUCUCAAUACGUUUUUAUAAAGAU